Messenger RNA from Thunnus maccoyii (southern bluefin tuna), 2916 nucleotides. RefSeq lists its product as uncharacterized. NCBI's taxonomy places the organism in Eukaryota, Metazoa, Chordata, Actinopteri, Scombriformes, Scombridae. Bases 108 to 1466 code for a protein of 452 amino acids. The transcript has 10 exons. The record is from RefSeq and is a predicted model, not a curated record.
CAAGCAUUACGCGCUUCGGUCUCCUUGGCAACCGGGUAAUGAACAGACUGUUGUGGCCAUGAAGAAAGUUUGGUUUUUGUCGUGAUUUCGCACAAAAGUACUUAGCCAUGUCCAGCAUCUGUAAGCCAAAACCUAGAUGCUUUGGGAGCGACAUCCACAGACUGCUGCUGGCUGCCGAAGCUGGUCAGAAGGCUGAUAUCCUGGCCUACUCCUCGGGUCAUCUGGGGCCCCGCAGCCUGAACCAGAGUCAGCCUCACAAUGAGACAAAGCAGUCUUUCUGGAGGAUGUCUCAAAGCCAAGAAGAAACCCCAAACCCCCUGACACUCCAGCAGAGACGGACAAAGGCACUGGCCUAUGUAAAGAAGAAAGACAUGAAAGAUUCUCCCUCUGAGUUCACCACUGGCACAGCUUUGGUAGAGUCUGAAGUCUCGGGGUCUAGACAAGAUCUGGCUACUGAUCACUCAUCACAUGCUGACAGAAAAGAAGAUAUAAGUCUACCUAAGAUAGUUCAUUGUUCUUCAAAUUCUUUGCCAGUUAAUCUGAGAGCCCUUUCCCAGAAAAAGUCAAACUCCUCAUAUGAUCAGGAGGGGAAGCAGCCUUUUUGCUCCAGCCAUACUGACCAGUUAGGCCUGAAUAGGGAAGACCAGCUGAAGACGAAACCACGGAUUGGCAGGCAGGUCGUAGCCAAGCAGGACCUCCGGGAUUGCAACAGUAUGGGAGGAAUAAAUGUUGCUGAAAUGCAUGAGAGAAAACUACAAAAGGAGCUGAGGAAGCUGUCAGUGCAGAGCUGGCCCAACAGAGACCGCCUUGCGGUGUUCAGUGACGUCUUUGAUGAUGUAUGUGAAGGCUCGCCAGUAUUUGGACGCAUCCUGAGGGAAAUUAAGACAGAAUAUGAUUUGUAUAUCAAUCACAUGAUGGCUUCCCAACCUUCAUGCCAUGACAUGCGGCUGAAUACUUCACUUGAAGAUCUUGGCAAUGGCAAAGUAGAGUUGGAAGACGCUGAAAAAGAGGUCUGCAGGUUGGAGCAGGAGGCCAGAAGAGCUCUAGAGGAGAACAAACGAGCCCGAAAUGAAUUACAAAAUGUUCCAGCCAUCACACACCCAGAGGACAAAGACGUGCAGAAUACAGAUACUCUCUCAGGGUUGCAGGACAGUGAGACUGCCAACGGCUGCACUAACAGUGUCCAAUCCAAGAGGCUUCAGGUGUUGAAUGUGUGGAAGGAAGUCCAACUGCUGGAAGAGGAGAUUAACAAGAUGGUAUCCACUGUCACAACCACGGUCACAGAGAGAUGCAUCAAAGACCUAAAGACCGAGAUAAUGAGACUGAUAGCCUCAAAUGACCGUCUCAAAACCACCAACAAGGAUCUGGAAAACAAUAUCAACACGGCACUGAGCAGAGAGAAAGCACGCAAGGCCAUAAGACGGAUGUUGUGGGACGAAAUACAGUGUGAUCUACAAACAGAGUGAUAGUAAACCAGAGGAUCAUCUCAUUGAAUGGAGUAUUCAUCUUUGACAACCCUCAUGCAACUUAAUUAUGAAAUUAAUCUCACACACACACACACACACAAAACUAGCAAAUUAAAAUUUUACCAAUCUCAGUACCAGAAAUAACACUACAUAUCAAAGCUAGAAAUCUUCUCUACUGGCCAUUGUCAGUCUGUGGUGGAUUCAGGAGUAUUCAGUAGUAAGUAAAAGUAGCAAUAGCACAAUGUAAAAAUACUCUGUUACCAAUAAAGGUCCUACAUUUAAAGUUUUACCAAAGCAAAAGUACAGAAAUAUUAACAGUAAAAUGUCCUUUAGGAUCAAAAGUUAAAGUACUUACUAUGCGACUGGCCCCUUUGGGAGUUUUAUUCUGUAAUAUUUUAUUAUUGGGUUAUUUUUACUGCAUUAACAUGCACGUGUCACUCUAAUGUUGUAGCUGGUCAAGGUGGAGCUUUAACUACUUUGUAUACUGAAGUGUAAUCUACAAAGUAAACAGAAAGUAUAGCUGUCAAAUAAAUGUAACAGAGUAAAAAUUACAAUACUCCCCUUUUAAAUGUAGUGGAAUACAAGAUAAAGUAGCAUAAAAUGGAAAUACUUGCGUAAAAGUAGUACAAUAGUUGACUAAAUGUAUUUACUAUACUGUAUUUAUCUUUCAACAUUUCCUUUUGCUGCACAGAAAUUAACAUUCUCAAGCCUUAAAUUAUGAAAGUGCUUCAAGGUGCAGCGAUCACAUGUGCAUCUGGUGUUUCAUUAGAGAGAAUGCUUCACGGUUUACAGUCAUCCAGCAGUUAUAAAAAAAAAAAAAACAGCAGUGAAUCUGACACUUCACAUCUGGUGUUCCAGUGGCUCGGGGCUUUCCAAUUAGUAUUUGUUAAUAUGAGCAACUACAGUACCAUCUUAAGGGAGAAAUAAAUAAUUUGUGAUGUCUUAUCCAUGUACAGUCUAGAACUACUCCAGUGGUCAUGAAUGGAAAAAAGAACCGUUUCAAACCAGAAAAAAGCCAGGAUAUCUCAGUUCUGACUACAUGAGAUAAUUGUAAGUAUUUGUUUGUACAGACUAAAUAGAGAACAGGAAGAGAAAAACCUUUGUUGUGCAGUUUAUCAGUAAAAGUCCCCUGCUGUGACGUUGAAAAGGAUUAAAAAUACAUUUGAUUUUCAAACACCAGAGGGCAGCAUUGACAUAUGAGAAAAGUGGUCUGUGUAGUACAUACAGUUAGCUGCAUAGAGACUCACUGGAGCAAGUUUGAGCUUCCCUUGCUGGCUGUUUAAUUAGAUAUAUUUCAUGUUAUUUACAUAAUUUUGUGUUAAUUUAUGGGCAGCACUUUGUUACCCAUGACAUUGCACUUAAAAAGAUAUAUCUUAUAAUAUUCAUGGUAGAUGUUUCGCUUUGAAAGGUCCACCCCACCACCUCGUGCCAAAUAAAUAAAAUAAUGUUC